This is a messenger RNA of Prorocentrum cordatum, 402 nucleotides long. NCBI's taxonomy places the organism in Eukaryota, Dinophyceae, Prorocentrales, Prorocentraceae. The record is from the annotation of a GenBank genome assembly.
GGCGACACAAAGGGAGUCAAUGACAAGGGUGGUGGAAAAGGCAAAGGCAUCCAGCUCCUCAACCAGCUGGUUCAGGGAGCAGGCUCAAAGUACAAGGACGUUCUCCCAGAGAGUGCUAAAGAAGUUCUAUCAAGUGUGCUGGACAACGCCAGGGCCACUCGCGAAGCCCAGGUCCCUGCCAGCAAGACCCUCAUGUCCACGGAAGCUGAGAUCAAAAAGAGGGAGUCCAAGAUUCGCAAGUACGAGAUGCGGCAGGACAAGGCUUGGGCAGAAGUUACCGGCCAGCUCGACAAUGAGACGCGGCAGCACCUCGGCCAGCUCUACCAGACCGCGCUGGUCGGCAUCAGCCCGUGCUCCGCCGACGUCUACACGGCAGCUACCAACAUGGCCUCCACGCUCCUG